AUGGAAUCAUCUCGACUUGGAGCAGAUUUUAUCGAAUGCAUCAAGCUAGGUAUUUUACACAGUCCUUCCGGUCGGUUUCUAACCGCUGAAGUGUUCAACAAUGAAAUCAACGUAUCUGGAACGGCACUAAGACGUCGUCAGGUUUGGACAGUGCUAACGGAGCGCGGUAGUCCCCAAACCGUUUUCAUUCAAAGCCAUCUGGGGCGCUUCCUAUCGGCGGACAAGGAUGGACGUGUUUGUGGUGCAGCCACCACACCCGGUGCGGAUGAGCGUUUUGUCCUCGAAUUUUCACCUCAAGCCACAGUGGUGCAAAAAAAACAAUUGCGAUUGCUCUUAUUCAUUGUAGCCUACGGAGGGAUUCAUCUGCGUCAUCAGUUCCGUUCUCGCUACUUUCGCAUGAUGCCUGAUGGCACCGAGUUACGAGCAGAUAUGCCCUAUCCUUGGGGUCCCGAAACUUUACUGUGGAUAGAACAGCUCCCAAUGGCAGGAAGUGCAGGUCCUGGUCGACCAGCUAUCCCCACAGCCGGUCGAAAUGCAGUGGCCCGAUUAGGUCGUGUGGCCCUGCGUUGUCAGAAUGGGCAAUAUUUGAAACCGGAUGGAUCGUUUGCCGACACUUUGGACGAUUCUGUCCUAUAUGCCCUUGAACUUCGUCCGGGUACCCCAAGAACUUUUGCAUUCCGGGACACGAGUGGAGCCUAUUUGACUACUGUUGGUCCGGGUACUGCCAAAGUGAAAGUGAACAGCACAGUUCCAGGCAAAGAAGAACUGUUUCUCAUUGAACGAGCGGUUCUUCAAGUCGGUGUCCUUGCCCACAAUAAUAAAUAUGCCUCAGUCAAACAAGGCACAGAAAUAUCAGCCAAUCAGCACGAACUUGAUGAGACGGCCAUUUUUCAGCUGGAAUAUCUCGGUGGCAAAGGUUUUAAUAGCUCGGAUGCGAUUGCCGCGGCUGUUUCUGUACACCAGAAUUCCAGCUUCGAUGGUGAAUGCCCGAAUUCCGGUGUUUCCGCUACUAAUGGCAUGACACCUGGAAUCUACUGUCUAGUGACUGGUCAUUGGCGCUUACGUUCACGUAGUGGAAAACUGUGGCGAAUGGCGCCCUCGUUUGGUGUGCAAAAUACCGCUUCAGAUGGGUGA
Messenger RNA from Echinostoma caproni, 1134 nucleotides. Lineage: Eukaryota; Metazoa; Platyhelminthes; Trematoda; Plagiorchiida; Echinostomatidae. The record is from the annotation of a GenBank genome assembly.